This is a messenger RNA of Balaenoptera ricei (Rice's whale), 1446 nucleotides long. It is a transcript of the gene LBP, whose product is annotated as lipopolysaccharide binding protein. The transcript has 15 exons. Gene Ontology annotation, biological process: innate immune response; defense response to Gram-positive bacterium; lipopolysaccharide-mediated signaling pathway. Bases 1 to 1446 code for a protein of 481 amino acids. NCBI's taxonomy places the organism in Eukaryota, Metazoa, Chordata, Mammalia, Artiodactyla, Balaenopteridae. The record is from RefSeq and is a predicted model, not a curated record. Gene Ontology annotation, molecular function: lipopolysaccharide binding.
AUGGGGACCUUGGCUGGGGCCCUGUCCUCCCUCCUGCUGGGAAUGAUGCUCACAUCCACCCCCGGGGCCCUGGGUGCCAACCCUGGCCUGGUCGCCAGGAUCACUGACAAGGGCUUGGAGUAUGUGGCCCAAGAGGAGCUGGUGGCUCUGCAGAGUAAACUGCAUGAUAUCACACUGCCCGACUUCAGUGGGGACGUCAAGAUCAAAUACAUCGGCAAUGCGCACUAUGAAUUCCACAGCCUGGACAUCCACAGCUGUGAGCUGCUCGGCUCUGCUCUGAAGCCCCUCCCCAGCCACGGCCUGCAUUUCUCCAUCUCCGACUCCUUCAUCAGGGUCAAGGGCAAGUGGAAGGUGCGCAAGCGGAUACUGAAACUAGACGGCUCCUUUGACGUGAAGGUCAAGGGCAUCACCAUUUCAGUCAAUCUCCUCUUGGGCAGCGAGCCCUCUGGGAGACCCAAGGUCGCUGUUUCUAGCUGCAGCAGCGCCAUCCGUGAUGUGGAGGUGCACAUGUCGGGAGAUUUGGGGUGGUUGCUGAAUCUCUUCCACCAUCAGAUCGAGUCCAAGUUCCGAAGAGUAUUGGAGAGCAAGAUUUGCAAAAUAAUCCAGGACUCGGUGACCUCUGACCUACAGCCUUAUCUCCAAACUCUGCCAGUCACCAUGGAGAUGGACAUUUUCGCUGGGAUUGAUUACAGCUUAAUGGAGGCCCCUCAGGCAACAGCGGAAAUACUGGACGUGAUGUUUAAGGGGGAAAUUUUUAGCCGUGAUCACCGCUCCCCAGUUGCCUUCCUUGCUCCUGUCAUGAGCCUUCCUGAGGAACACAGCCGAAUGGUCUACUUUGCCAUCUCUAAUUAUGCCUUCAACACCGCCAGCCUAGUUUAUCACAAAGUGGGAUACCUGAACUUUUCCAUCACAGAUGACAUGGUUCCGCCUACUUCUAACAUCCGACUGACCACCAAGUCCUUCCGCGCCUUCUUCCCCCGGUUAGGCAGACUGUACCCCAACAUGAACUUAGAGCUCCAAGGCACAGUGGUCUCUGCCCCGUUCCUGAACUUCAGCCCUGGGAAUCUGUCCUCAGCUGCCCAAUUGGAGAUUGAGGCCUUUGUGCUCCUGCCCAACUCCGUCAAGGAGCCUGUCUUCCGGCUUGGUGUGGCCACUAAUGUGUCUGUCAUGUUGACCUUCAACACCAGCAAGAUCACUGGAUUCCUGAAGCCAGCAAAGAUGCAAGUGGAACUGAAAGAAUCUAAAGUUGGAGUAUUCAAUGUGGAGCUGUUGGAGGCGCUGCUUAAUUACUACCUUCUCAACACCCUCUACCCCAAGGUCAAUGAGAAGUUGACUGAAGGCUUCCCCCUCCCUCUGCUAAAGCGUAUUCAGCUCUAUGACCCUGUUCUCCAGAUCCACAAGGACUUCCUGUUUUUGGGCACCAACGUCCGGUACCUGAGAGUUUGA